UCUAUUAAAUGAAAAAAUGAAAUUCACUGAAAGACUAGCAACAUUUUUGACGCCCGAAUGGCGUAGCCAAUAUAUCAACUAUGAGCAACUAAAAGGCAUGCUCACAAGCGCUGUGGACAAUGCGCCUGCAGAUCAAUCCGAUUUGCGUGCUGUACAAUCCUACUUUGCGGUCUUCGAUGAUCGUUUCUUCGAGCGUUGCGAUAUGGAGUUGCAAAAGGUGAAUACAUUUUUUGCUGAAAAAUUAGCCGAAGCUAAGCGCAAGCAAGUCGCUUUGAAAAGCGAGCUUAAGAAAUCGCUCAGCGAUGCCGAACAACGUGGUCGUAUGUCGAAGCGAGACUUUACAACAGUGCUAUCCAAACGUAAGACCAGAGACUUUCGUUUCGCCUUCAGUGAGUUGUAUCUGAGUUUAGUGCUGCUGCAGAAUUAUCAAACGUUGAAUCAUACAGGCUUCAGAAAGAUAUUGAAGAAGCAUGAUAAGCUACUGCGUAACACCACUGGCAAGGAUUGGUUCAAUGUGAAUGUAAACAACGCCUUCUUCUACACCAAUCGUGAGAUAAUGAAUCUCAUACAUGAAACAGAGGAUGUGGUGACCAACUAUUUGGAGAGCGGUGAUCGUCAGCGUGCAAUGAAACGCUUGCGUGUGCCACCACUAGAAGACACACACCAUCCUUGGACUUCCUUUCGUGUUGGCCUGUAUUCUGGUGCUUUAGUUGUGUUACUCUCAAGUCUCGCCAUUUCACUUUACAUGACAGAACUAAGUGCUGAUAAUUUAUUAGCCUGUGCACGUCUCUUUCGUGCCCCCUAUUCUAUUGCCUUAUAUCUGGCCUUGAUUAGCAUUAAUAUCUACGGCUGGCGGAAAGCGGGCGUUAAUCAUGUGCUCAUCUUCGAAUUGGAUCCACGCCAGUAUUUGACCGCAGCGCAUGUUAUGGAGAUUGCGAUCGCCUUAGCUGUGGUCAUCACGAUUACACUGAUCGCCUUCAUACACGCCUCGUAUCUGCGGACGCCACGCUUUGUUUUCCCUUUGGCAUUGCUUAUUAUAAUGACGGUGUUCUUGAUUAAUCCACUGCCGAUCUUCAACUUGUCUGCACGCAAAUGGUUUCUCAAAGUUAUGGCUCGUGUGGUUUGUGCACCAUUCUUUCAUGUCGGUUUCGCUGAAUUUUGGCUGGGCGAUCAACUCAACUCGCUCGCUUAUUGUUUGGUCGAUUAUGCCUACACAAUUUGUUUCUACUGCACGAACCCAGACUUGGAAAACGCUGAUGAUCCCAAUUCAUGUGUCGCGCGUAAUACUGUCUUAUUCCCAGUGGUUUUGGCGUUGCCCGCUUGGUUUCGCUUAGCUCAGUGUUUGCGUCGUUAUCAUGAUACUCGUCGGGUUUUUCCCUUCAUCGUGAAUGCGGGGAAGUAUUCGAUGACAUUUGUUGUUGCACUCUUCGGCUAUCUCAUGGCCGGCACGCGUCUCUCCUAUGAAUAUUUCUUUGACAAUCCUUUUGUUUGGUUCUUCAUUAUAUCGAAUGUUGUGCAGACCGUUUAUUGCCUCGCUUGGGAUAUGAUCAUGGAUUUUGGUGUAUUAAAAAAAUUUACGGGAGAAAAUAUUUUUCUACGGGAUCAAUUGCUCUAUCCGACAGGAUUCUAUUACUUUGCCAUAAUUGAGAAUUUUAUCAGUCGAAUAUUUUGGGCAAUCAAACUCUAUUUAUAUCAGCAGGAGUAUAUGGUUGUAUUUCACAGUAAUACGAUUGCAAGCGGAUUGGAGAUGUUUAGUUCUGUGCUCUCUUUCAGACGCUACAUUUGGAAUUAUUUUCGUUUAGAGAACGAGCAUCUUUUCAAUGCAGGCAAAUUUCGUGCUGUGCGUGAUAUUUUCGUUGUGCCAAUUGAUCCUGACGACGAGCUACAACUACAACGCAUGAUGGACGAAGUAGAUGGUGCAAUAAAUCGAUCUUCUGUUGAAAAUGGCAAUGUUAUUGAUAUGAAAGAGGAUUAAACGAGGCACAGAAAUGAUGUUCAGAAGUGGAAUAUUUAUUUUUUUGUGUAUCAGAAAAAAAAUAUCAAUAUAAUUUCAACCCACUGAGAACUUUGAUAAAUUAA
Molecule: messenger RNA, 2079 nt
Organism: Ceratitis capitata (Mediterranean fruit fly)
Lineage: Eukaryota; Metazoa; Arthropoda; Insecta; Diptera; Tephritidae
Product: xenotropic and polytropic retrovirus receptor 1-like
Exons: 8
Coding region: 17-1975 (652 amino acids)
Biological process (GO): phosphate ion transport; cellular response to phosphate starvation
Cellular component (GO): plasma membrane; Golgi apparatus; cytoplasm
Molecular function (GO): inositol hexakisphosphate binding
Source: RefSeq, a predicted model, not a curated record